This is a messenger RNA of Mesorhabditis spiculigera, 369 nucleotides long. The record is from the annotation of a GenBank genome assembly. NCBI's taxonomy places the organism in Eukaryota, Metazoa, Nematoda, Chromadorea, Rhabditida, Rhabditidae.
AUGGCCCUUUUCCAAGAAAUCCAAGCCCGUCAGAAAGAAUUCAUGAAGAUGUUCAACUCGGGCGACGCAAAGGGCGCGGCCCUCGUCUACGAUCCCGAUGGUUAUUUCAUGCCGAACGGCCAUAACCCGGUGAAGGGACGCGAUGGGAUUGAGAGCUAUUUCAAGCAGGAUAUGUCGGAGGGUGUGCAGACCGCACAGAUCAUCACCGAAGAAGUGAACGGAAGUGGUGACUGGGCUUUUGAAAGGGGCAGUUAUCACUUGGAUGGGACCAAGGGGAAAGAAUGUGGCGCUUAUUUACUCGUCUGGAAAAAGGUUGAUGGCGUGUGGCUAAUCCACAACGACUGCUUCAACGUCAUCAAGCCAGCCCAA